AUGGGGUUGUGUAAGAAUUCGUUUGCCCUAGUUUUUCUCCUGGGCUCUCGACUGUCACAAUCACAAAACUACCAAAACUGGCAACCACGAGCCUACCCAAAAAAUGCCAACCAAGACGAGCAGGUGGGUGUUCCGCCCCUGACGUGGGAUCCCAACGUAGCGGCCCAUGUGCAAAGAUACCCUGAUUCCCGUAUUGGUGACUACAAUCUUGUGCACUCCAGUGGACCUUAUGGCGAAAACAUAGCCAUGAGAAGCCGUGACCUGUCUGUCACGGCAGCCGUGAACAUGUUUGUAUCAAAGAAGUCCAGCUAUCAUUACAACUCUAACUCAUGUGCUCCUGGCAAGGUGUGUGGCCAUUAUACUCAGGUUGUUUGGCGCAACUCAGUUCGUCUAGGGUGUGCAAAAGCAAGGUGCAACAACGGAGGCACCUUCAUUGGGUGCAACUAUGAUCCCCCAGGCAAUUAUAAUGGGCGGAGUCCUCACUAA
Molecule: messenger RNA, 486 nt
Organism: Prunus dulcis (almond)
Lineage: Eukaryota; Viridiplantae; Streptophyta; Magnoliopsida; Rosales; Rosaceae
Product: pathogenesis-related protein 1-like
Exons: 2
Coding region: 1-486 (161 amino acids)
Cellular component (GO): extracellular region
Source: RefSeq, a predicted model, not a curated record